Messenger RNA from Mesorhabditis belari, 1362 nucleotides. The record is from the annotation of a GenBank genome assembly. Lineage: Eukaryota; Metazoa; Nematoda; Chromadorea; Rhabditida; Rhabditidae.
AUGACAUUUGGGGCUAAAUAUUAUGAUUUGAUCCUCGUUUUGCUCAUCACACUCGGGUUAUCAAGUCUCCUUGCUGUUAUUCAAAUUUUCAAAUUGAAAAGCUUUACUUGGCCGAAGACUGGUUUCGAUAUCAGCUUUAAACUCAGCUCCCAGCUCACGGAAAUCUUCGAUCAAAACGCUGAAUAUGCUUUCUUCUUGGGAUUUCCUUUUGCUGGAUUGGCUGCUUUCUAUGCUGCGACGAAUAAUCGAUUGACGAUACCGGUUCGAUUAUUGUCGACUGCUGAAAACGCGAACAAAUUCGUGCAAACACUCGGCUAUUUCCCAACUUUCAUCUGUGAAUUGAGUCUGGUGUUCACAUGCUCGAAGGAUUUGACUUAUAUAUUUGACAGAGUAUCAUUUUAUGUCGAUUACUAUGAUCUUUUCAGUAUUUCGCAAUAUUGUCAAUUGUGUAUAUCAAUCAGCCAGUACUGGUCAAUAUCAGAAAUCAAGCCGGAUAUCGACCCUUCAAUCUCAGGACAACUCACUCCAAUCAUUGAAAGGACUGAGGCUGUGGUACUAGUUUUGAGUGUUUUCAUCAGUUUUUUCGCUAUUUGGAACGUUCUAUGGAACGAUCGGUUGACUCUUCCAUUACGUUUGUUGGCAGCUAAUGAAAACGUCGAUAAAAUGAUAUUUGCUAUCAUUUACACCUAUUAUUGCGUGUGCAAAUACCUAGCAAAUGAUCAGUGUCCACAAGCAGUUUUCGAUUUGAUCACCACAAUCAACUCGUACUUUGACUAUCAUAUUCUUAACGAUAUUGCUCAAUACAAUCAGCUGAUGAUCUCAAUCAGCCGUUUCCUAGCCGUUUCCUUUGAUGGUGCUUAUUUCCCUUACACUUUACGCUUUCCAUUCAUUCAACCACUUCUCCCAUAUAUCCUUCGAAUCGGUCUCAGCUUUUUGAAGAACCUCUUCCCAUUUGAUUUCACCUAUUAUUACAUCUUUGAUCUCUAUAUUCUUCAAUUUCCCUACUUUUUCAUGUGCGCUCUCGAUUUCGUUACGAAUCGAAAAAUGAAAAGCCUGAAGAAGAGGGGGAAAACGUCAAGAGCUGAACGAUUGUUGAUGAUACAGAUGAUGGCCAACUCCUUCCUAACUCUCAUCAAUACUCUAUUCAUGUAUUCGAUAAUGUCAAUCGUCAAUUUCUUCUUUGAUAUCAGUCUUGCAUUUCUUGUGAUGAGAUCGCUCGACUUUAUUCGAUUUUUCUUUUUCAAUUUCAUCAUGAGUUUGAUCAGUGUUUUCUGUUUCCGAAAACCAAGGGAUCAAAAAGUUCAACAAAGAACUAAUGACGGAACGGCUUUCACAGUGAGUAGAAGAACGACAAGAAAUCGU